GGGAGGUAGUGGAGAGGGAAGCUGGGUUUCCUGUCAUAUGACCCCUCCUCUGGGCUCCCUCACCACCCUGCCUGGCUUGGCAGGAGUCGUCUGAGAAGGGGACUCCUCCAGGGACUUGGUCCCUAGGUCCCCAGAUGGGGAGACUGAGGCCGUGGCUGUGUGUCCCUCUGAGAGUUGGAGCGGGGCUGGGCCCGAAUUCGACCCCAGCAGGAUUCUCUCUCAUUUCUGAGCCCCAGAGGCGGCAGAGCGGCAGACCGGGCAAGUGAACCCUAGGGCUGCAGGAGCCCAGGCCCCGACACCGGCGCAGAGGGGAAGGAAGGGCCCGCCCCCAGCCCAGCGUGCACAGAGGCCAUAGCCAAGGCCUUAAGGCUCAUCCAACCGGGGACUCAUAUCCCCCCCAUCGGCAGCCCGGCGCCCCAGCCUCUACCCGUGCCCGCCGAGAUGCUGCUGCCGCGGUCGGUGUCAUCGGAGCGGGCCCCUGGGGUGCCGGAGCCGGAGGAGCUGUGGGAGGCAGAGAUGGAGCGGCUGCGCGGCUCUGGGACGCCCGUGCGCGGGCUGCCCUAUGCCAUGAUGGACAAGCGCCUCAUCUGGCAGCUGCGGGAGCCCGCGGGGGUGCAGACCUUGCGCUGGCAGCGGUGGCAGCGCCGGCGGCAGACGGUGGAAAGGCGCCUGCGGGAGGCAGCGCAGCGGCUGGCCCGGGGCCUUGGGCUCUGGGAGGGGGCGCUCUACGAGAUCGGGGGCCUCUUUGGCACAGGAAUUCGGUCCUACUUCACCUUCCUCCGCUUCCUGCUGCUACUCAACCUGCUGAGCCUGCUGCUCACCGCAAGCUUCGUGCUGCUGCCCCUGGUCUGGCUCCGCCCCCCUGACCCAGGCCCCACCCUGAACUUGACCCUCCAGUGCCCUGGUAGCCACCAGUCCCAGCCUGGCGUUUUGAGGUUCCACAAUCAACUUUGGCAUGUUUUGACUGGCAGGGCCUUCACCAACACCUAUCUCUUCUACGGUGCGUACCGAGUGGGGCCCGAGAGCAGCUCGGUGUACAGCAUCCGCCUGGCCUACCUCCUCAGCCCGCUGGCCUGCCUGCUCCUCUGCUUCUGUGGGACUCUGCGGCGGAUGGUGAAGGGGCUGCCGCAGAAGACUCGGCUGGGUCAGGGCUAUCAGGCGCCUCUCAGUGCCAAGGUCUUCUCCUCAUGGGACUUCUGCAUCCGGGUGCAGGAAGCAGCCACCAUCAAGAAGCAUGAGAUCAGCAAUGAGUUCAAGGUGGAGCUGGAGGAGGGCCGUCGCUUCCAGCUGAUGCAGCAGCAGACCCGGGCCCAGACGGCCUGCCACCUGCUCUCCUACCUGCGGGUCAACAUACUCAUCGGGCUCCUGGUGGUUGGGGCCAUCAGCGCCAUCUUCUGGGCUACCAAGUACUCACAGGACAACAAGGAGGAGUCCCUGUUUCUGCUGCUCCAGUACCUGCCCCCUGGGGUCAUCGCCCUGGUCAACUUCCUGGGUCCCCUGCUGUUCACAUUCCUGGUCCAGCUGGAAAACUACCCUCCCAACACGGAGGUCAACCUCACUCUGAUCUGGUGCGUGGUGCUGAAGCUGGCCAGCUUGGGGAUGUUCUCCGUCUCCCUGGGUCAGACCAUACUGUGCAUUGGCAGAGACAAGAGCAGCUGUGAGUCCUACGGCUACAACGUUUGUGACUAUCAGUGCUGGGAGAACUCCGUGGGGGAGGAGCUGUACAAGCUGAGUAUCUUCAACUUCCUCCUCACCGUGGCCUUCGCCUUCCUGGUCACCCUGCCUCGGAGGCUGCUGGUGGACCGGUUCUCAGGCCGGUUCUGGGCCUGGCUGGAACGGGAGGAGUUCCUGGUCCCCAAGAAUGUGCUGGACAUCGUGGCGGGGCAGACGGUCACCUGGAUGGGCCUCUUCUACUGCCCCCUGCUGCCCCUGCUGAAUAGCGUCUUCCUCUUCCUCACCUUCUACAUCAAGAAGUACACCCUCCUGAAGAACUCCAGGGCGUCUUCGCGGCCCUUCCGUGCCUCCAGCUCCACCUUCUUCUUCCAGCUAGUGCUCCUCCUGGGCCUGCUUCUGGCUGCAGUGCCCCUGGGCUAUGUGGUCAGCAGCAUCCACUCCUCCUGGGACUGCGGCCUCUUCACCAACUACUCAGCACCCUGGCAAGUGGUCCCGGAGCUGGUGGCCCUUGGGCUCCCGCCCAUUGGCCAGCGUGCCCUCCACUACCUGGGCUCCCACGCCUUCAGCUUCCCCCUCCUCAUCAUGCUCAGCCUUGUCCUGACGGUGUGCAUCUCCCAGACCCAGGCCAAUGCCAGGGCCAUCCACAGGCUCCGGAAGCAGCUGGUGUGGCAGGUUCAGGAGAAGUGGCACCUGGUGGAGGACCUGUCGCGACUGCUGCCGGAGCCAGGCCCGAGCGACUCUCCGGGCCCCAAGUACCCUGCCUCCCAAGCUUCGCGCCCGCAGUCCUUCUGCCCCGGAUUCCCAUGCCCUGGCUCCCCGGGCCCCCAGGCCCCGCGGCCGGGCCCCUCCGUCGUGGAUGCCGCGGGACUGCGUUCCUCUUGCCCUGGACAGCACGGUGCCCCGGCCUCCGCCCGCAGAUUCCGCUUCCCCAGCGGCGCGGAGCUGUAACCCCGACCCCUGCCUCCCCGAAGCCUCCCUGGGGCCCCUUCAGGUCUCCUUACUCCAUCUUCCAGACCCCUGGCGACCACCGCCCCUCUCAGUGCUCCAGGGCCUCCCUCAGAGGUCCCCAAAGAUGGACACACAACCCCAGGGGCAGCAGGAAAAACAUAUGGGAAUUUUCUUUCUAUAUUUUAAUCUCAUCCCUUUAAAGUGUCUAUUUUUAUUGUGUUUUUUAUAAUAUACAUAAUCUAUUAGUAUAGUA
Molecule: messenger RNA, 2875 nt
Organism: Pan troglodytes (chimpanzee)
Lineage: Eukaryota; Metazoa; Chordata; Mammalia; Primates; Hominidae
Gene: TMC8
Product: transmembrane channel like 8
Exons: 16
Coding region: 442-2622 (726 amino acids)
Cellular component (GO): plasma membrane
Molecular function (GO): mechanosensitive monoatomic ion channel activity
Source: RefSeq, a predicted model, not a curated record